GAAUUAUUAGGGAGGGGAUACAUGGGGCGAUAGCCCUGGCUGUAUAUAAAGGCUACCCUGGGUGCAGACGAGAUCAGACACUAUUAAGGCUGGCAUAAUUCCCAUUCUCAUACCAGGAUGAAGCGUCUCAUUCUUCUGUUGGCUUGUGCAUCCGUGGUAUGGACCCAGUCAUGUGAUCCUCAGCCUGGAGCUGUAAACUUGGCACCAUCUGGUGUUGCAAGUCAAAGUUCUGUAUUUCCACUAAAUCCACCACCAGAUGCCAGUACAGCCAUUGAUGGCAAUUUUGAAACAAAUUACUAUAAGCACCCCUGUGCUCACACACAAGGUGAUAGGGACCCCUGGUGGAAGCUGGACCUGGGAAAGAGUGUAAACAUUGAUUCAGUCUUCAUAACGAACCGUCAAGAUUGCUGCCAAGAACGUCUAAAAGGAGCCCAAGUUAAAGUUGGAAAUUCUCCUGAUGGCAACAACCCAGUAUGUGCCACCAUCAAUGAUGUGUCAAAAGUAAAGAUCCCAGUUUGCUGCAAUGGAUUGGAGGGUCGAUACGUCACUGUGACCAUCCCUGGCCGUUCAGAGUAUCUAACACUGUGCGAAGUGGAGGUUUAUGGGAGGGAAAAUAAAAAGCAGGAGCCUUCGGUGUGCUGGUAGUGAUAUCUGGUCCCUCCUACUGCGUCAUGUCGUUAUAGGACACACAUGCAUCAAUGAAAGUGGUCCAGAAAAUAUGGAAUGUUUAUUUUUCACAUUAAAGGUCAUGCAAAUUCUGUAGUUUAA
Molecule: messenger RNA, 768 nt
Organism: Pelobates fuscus (common spadefoot toad)
Lineage: Eukaryota; Metazoa; Chordata; Amphibia; Anura; Pelobatidae
Product: pentraxin fusion protein-like
Exons: 4
Coding region: 118-645 (175 amino acids)
Source: RefSeq, a predicted model, not a curated record